AUAAGUGCCUACCGACAAUUUUACGACAACGCACAUGGAGAAAAAAAUGGCCCAGUCGACGAAAAGAAAAAGGGUCGCCAAAAACAGAAAGAAGGCAUGGAGGAAGCACUCAAAUAUACAAGAUGUUGAGGAAUUUAUGGAUGAUGAACGAAUGCAGCUUCGAACUGGUGGUCUAGUAGCAGAAAAACCUGAUGAAAGUUUGUUCUUUGUUGAUGAUAAACAUCCAUCUAAAGAGGAAGAUGAUUCAAAAAAGAAAUUGGAGAAGCCACUUAAGAUUGAUCGGAAACUGACACCAGAUCCAAGAAUACCAGUAGCUAGAAUAUCAAAGACGCCUAGGUCACUGGAGAGACCGAAGCGAAAGAGUAAGUUGGUGCAGAGACUAGAAGCGGAGGGAAAAUGGGGGCCAUCAUCAACAGUCAAGAGAAGGAAACUUGCUGCUGCUUUGAAAGACAGUGACCUAGCACAGAAAGCUAAAGAUGAUGAUAAUAAGAGGAGAGAAUGUGGUAGAGCAGUGUAUGAUCUCUGGGGAGAUCCAGCACCUGUUAAGUCAAAGACGGAGGCAACACCAAAUGAACACUUUCUCAGGGUCACUAAGAAGACAAGGAAAAAGUUACCAAAAACCUACUACAAUAAGACUUCUUGUUUCAAUGCUGUAGAGGUUUUACCAGGGGGAGCAUCUUAUAACCCAACGUUUGAAGAUCAUCAGGAACUGAUUCAGAAAGCAAUCCAAGUGGAAGUAGAUAGGGAGAAGAAGGAAGAGAAAGUAAACAGAUGGCAUCGCUUUGCUAAAGUUAGCCGAGCCGAGAUGGAGAGAAAUAAUAUGAACGAACUGACUGCUGGACUGUUUGAUGAUGAACUCAAUCAAGAUGAAGAUAAAGAGGAUGAUGAAGAUGAUGGUGUACUUCCUGGUGCUCCUGUGGUUGCAGAGAGGAGAAAGACAAAAAGACAAAGAAACAAAGAAAGACAAAUAAAACAACAGAUGAAGAAAGCUCAUGCUGAGAAAGCUGAUAAGAUCCGUCUGAAUGAGGUUUACCGUCUCCGAUCAUUAAAGAGAGAAAUCAAGGAGAAAGAAGAGAAGAUAGCAACUAAAAUAAAGGAGAAGAAAGAAAAGGCUAAGGAGAAUGAAGGCAAAACUAAACGGCUUGGACGCUACAAAUAUGAAGAGCCUCCUAUACCAGUCAAGCUAUCAGAGCAUCUUGUUGGUAAUCUGAGACAACUCAAGCCUGAUGGAAGUAUGAUAGCAGACCGAUUCAACAAUUUUCAAAAGAGGAAUAUGAUAGAACCGAGGAUAUGGAAAAAAGGAACAAAGCCCAAGAUGAAAGAAUAUGAGAAGAAGAGCUUUAAGGAAAUAAAGUGAAUAUCAGGAUUAUGGAAUCGACCAAUCUUCUUGCGGCUGCUGAGAACUUCUAAAUCUAUGCCGGGAUAAACUUUUAAGUGUCCCAUCGCACGGCUAAUUACAAUAACUAUCCAGAUGUAUCUAGCUUCAUAAUGGACGUCUCAGCGCAUUACAGAUCUUUCAUUACCUUGGUCAUUGGAUUCUGAUUUUUCUGCAUAUAAUGUUUGUCCUCCAUCUGCUCCUUGGGGAGUAUUCCAGCAAGAGCAUCCAUUCUCAAUGCAUGGCAUACAACAUUGGCCAUUGUAUGGUACUGCAUCAUGUGAAGAAUGACUCAAAUUUUUUUGUUUUCUCCAUUUUCCAAGAUAAAUAGAACCUCCUAUUCUUGACAACGAUGCAAUACAUUACAAACUCACUAAUUUAGUUAUGCAGCACUUGCAAAUUUUAUCAGUUUUGCAGACUGAAAUACCCUGGAAAUAAUUUUGAAAUAUUAGAUGAUUGAUUUGAUAGAAUCUGCAACCUAUGCAGCCACCAUUUCCCUUGUAACACAAUACUGUUUUACUAUAUCUAUAACCCAUAUAUGUGUUGAUUUGUAUAACCACAAAUAUGAAGCCUAGCAUGUUGGGUCAAUAUUUUGACCAAAUCAUGUCACGUUUAAUAUUCAGAAAUUUUAGGGAAAAUAUUCUGAACUUUGAAGAUCAAAUUUUGGGAGGUCUGUAUCAUAUGAGAUUCUCUAUUUUUGUGAGAGCAUAAAGGUAAAAAGUUUUUGUUAUGCUUACUUGUAUUGCUUUGUGGACAAGCAAAUCCAAGUUUCCAAUUGAAGAUCAUAUUAUUAAAACAUAUUUGUUAAAAAAAACAAAUAAUAGAUUUGUUUUAUGCAUUAUGAUUUAUAAUACUUUUGAAUUAGUAUAUCCUUGAUUGUGCAGUUCAGUGAAAUUCUCAUAAAUUUUACUGAAAUGGUUCUAGUAAAACUAUUUUUUCAGAAUAUAUUCCACAUUUAAUGAAUCUGACGUAGAUGAGUGAUUAAAUUUUAACCACAUGAUAAAUUAAAGUCUGUCCCAUCACUGUGUUUUACUCAUCUCUCAGUUUUGAGUAUGUGCUGAUUGAAAGUAUGUUGCAUUGUACUACAUAUAUCUUGGAUGAAAGUUUGUUGACCUGUGAACUAUCAUACAUUGUAAAUCACACUAAAAUGGUUGAACAUUACCCAUUCCUGCUCCUGCUCCAGUUAUGGGGGGAUGGAAAUAAUCGUGAGUUUUUUUUUUUCAUUCAAAAUCUUCAGAUGUCCCCAAGCACUGCUGAAAUGAUAAAAACAACCAUUAGAAACAAAAACUUUAAUUAACUUUUACUCAGGGUCCGGUAACACAAAGGUGAGCAAUUGAUCAUAUGUUUGAUUUUUAUUAUUGAUUGCAACCGAUCAUAGAAAUUUGUUUAUGAUCAUGCUUAUUGUUAUAGAUCUCAGAACUAAAUAUUACCAUUAAAGCCUUUUUAAUUCCCUCAAAAGUGUUGGUCACCAGUAGUCUAUCUUAUGCAUGUAUAUCUGGAAUCUGGAUUUGUAUGUGUUAAAGCUGUUAUGGCCUAAGAGAAUAUAAAAGACAGACCUCUUUUAUAAGAAAAAAAAAGAGAUUUUGCUUGAUUUAUUAUUACAUGAGAAAUGCGAGAAUCACAAACUGCAAAAUAAAAUCAUGACUUUGAUUGUAAUAUUAGGCAUAUGUUGAAUUUGACUGACACACCAUGAAAGCAAGGCUUGCAGAUGAAAGAUUAAUGUUUUAAGAUUUUGCAAUUCAUUUCAUGUUUAAAUUAAUUCUGUCUUCACAUUUUCUGAGGUUAAUGAACACUAUACUUUACAGAAAUACUGCCCUCUGAAGUAUGUAAUAUCCAGUAUACCAUCAUUUGCAAAAAUUUAAGCCCACCUGAAUUUUUUUGUAUAACAUGUAUAAUACAUGUAACAAUUGUAAUAAACUAACAGUUUCAUUAAAAACUGGCCUCAUGUAAUUUGUUGGUGUUAAAUUAUGUAUUUGAUAAUUUUUUUUAUUUGAGUGAAAUUAGUUUUAAAAUAUUGUCCAAUAUCCUGACUAAUCCUUUUGUUUUCAAAUGUAUUUUUAGUUCAAAAUAUUUUGAAAUAAAAACAUGAGUUAAGCUUUUUGAUAGAUUCUUUAAACUAAUUUACCUUUAACCAUUCAUAUCAAACUCAAAAACAACAUCAAUAAAUAAUAUAUAGGCCAGUUUUUGAAUGAAACUAUUACAGCAUUUUGCAAUUAUACACUUGUGCUAUGCACCCAAAUUUUCAGGUGGUCUUAAACUUUUGCAAAUGAUGGUAUAUUAUCAUGAUACGAGCAGAUAACUACAUGUACAAAUCCCCAGAUAUGAUACGUGUUAAGUUUGAAGUUCUGUAAAUUUUCCUUUAGUUCAUCUUGUAUUAAAGGCAGAAGUUAGUUAAUA
Lytechinus pictus (painted urchin) is the source of this 3772-nucleotide messenger RNA. RefSeq names its product ribosome biogenesis protein NOP53-like. Gene Ontology annotation, biological process: rRNA processing; ribosomal large subunit assembly. Gene Ontology annotation, molecular function: 5S rRNA binding. The transcript is spliced from 13 exons. Lineage: Eukaryota; Metazoa; Echinodermata; Echinoidea; Temnopleuroida; Toxopneustidae. Gene Ontology annotation, cellular component: nucleolus. The record is from RefSeq and is a predicted model, not a curated record. The coding region runs from base 35 to 1357 and encodes 440 amino acids.